Molecule: messenger RNA, 2965 nt
Organism: Haplochromis burtoni (Burton's mouthbrooder)
Lineage: Eukaryota; Metazoa; Chordata; Actinopteri; Cichliformes; Cichlidae
Gene: nlk1
Product: nemo-like kinase, type 1
Exons: 12
Coding region: 1294-2721 (475 amino acids)
Biological process (GO): protein phosphorylation; intracellular signal transduction
Cellular component (GO): nucleus; cytoplasm
Molecular function (GO): ATP binding; MAP kinase activity
Source: RefSeq, a predicted model, not a curated record
UUUGUAUUUGUUAAUUCAGGUUAAAAGACAUUUUUGCCACAUUUUAUAAAAUACUACUUCAAUUAAUUUAAAUAUACUUUGACGUAUUUGAGUUAUUUAUGUUAAACUGUGGCAGUUUGAGUCCUCCAUAUAACCCAAUGAUGACCGAUUAUCAAGAGUGUUAUAUAAUAAUCCAAAUACUGGCUGUGUAUGAACGGUCAGAUCGAUACAUUGUUUCAGUGCGUAGUUAAAUUUUUUGUCAUGGAAAAAUACAUUAAAAAUACUACUACUCCACUAAAUGGGAAAAAGAUCAUUUUAUAAAAUAUACAUAUAAAUAUAGAAUUUGUAUUGAUGUCUAUUUUAUUUUACAGACAGCAGAUGGUGACUGAGUUCUUUAGAGACGCACAUUUACAUCGUAGGACUCCAACAAAGUUUUAAAAUGAAAUAUUCUGAAAUAUCUUCUGUUGUGUUAUCUAAUUAUUAUGGAAAGUAAAAACAACAGUGAUGUAGUGCUCAUUAAAAUGUGUUCAGAAUUUGCAAACAUGAUGAUGAUUCACCUCUCCCCUACAUUAGCUGGAUGAAAGUAUCGGCAUUGUUAUCGGGGAUAGCGGCCGUGUGUUUACGUGGGGUCCUACCGAUACCAGAAUUUGCACCAAUAAUGGACGCCAACAAUCAGCCCUGUUUAUCCAUUUUAAACGCCGCUGAACCUGCCUGCUGUGUUCACACCUGUGCAGAACAGGGCUGCAUGCUGAUUGGCUGUUACCAUGUGGCGCACCUGUGUCAGGAAGCACCUGCAUUUAUCCUCGUUUAUUCUGGGUUUUCUUUUCCUUUAAUUUGUCACCCAGUGCUUACAGCAGAGUGGGAAAAAACAGAAAAUCAUCCACCCUCCCCAUCCGGCUUCACCUGCUCCUCCUACAGGCUAGCCGGGCUAAGCUGUCGUUGUAGUCCGGAGCCGAAGCCCUGCUGGGUCGAAGCCCCGCUCGGAACCUGCCGCUGGAUGAACCUCCACCCGGAAAAGAGGAGAAACCGCCUAUAUGGACGCUUCUUCUCCGCCUGUGACGGCGCCGCGGCCAGCUAGUGAGCAGCCCGCAGCUAGCUGCAGCUAGCGGCUCCGCUGGCUAACCAUCCCGGCUAGCUCGAGGAUUUAACUCGGCUUUUCUCGCCUUCUUUAAGCCCGUUUCCGUGUCAUGCUAUCGGCUGCUUAACCGAGUCAGGCUGGGCAUGCUUAGCGGGGAGCUGCGGGUCCUCCGAGCCUAGCAGCAGCAGGCAGCGGCAGAUAACGCGACCGUGUCCGGGUGGUGCUCCGGGAGGAGGAUGGCAUUUCACGGCGCAGGCCGGCAGACCGUGUGUGGAGACCUAUUUCCGGGCUCUGAGCUGGGCCACAAGUAUUUCUGCGUGAGCUCCUCCUGCGGAGCCCCCUCCACGGGCCUCAGCGCCACACCGUGCCUCACCGGACCCACCGCCCCGGCAGGGACCCCUCGUCACCCCACAGCCCUCGGAGGAAGCACCGGCGGCGGCGCGGCGGUGCCUCAGCCCUACAGCAACCCAGCCAGCGAGGUGCCGAGCCCCGCAGAGAUGGAGCCAGACCGACCCAUCGGUUAUGGCGCAUUUGGAGUUGUUUGGUCGGUGACCGAUCCUCGGGACGGCCGGAAGGUGGCUUUGAAGAAGAUGCCCAACGUCUUCCAGAACCUGGUCUCCUGCAAGAGGGUCUUCAGAGAGCUGCGGAUGCUGUGCUUCUUCAAACACGACAAUGUUCUGUCGGCUCUGGACAUUCUGCAGCCUCCGCAGAUCGACUGCUUCGAGGAGAUCUACGUGAUAACAGAGCUGAUGCAGAGCGACCUCCACAAAGUGAUCGUGUCUCCUCAGCCGCUCACCACGGACCACAUCAAGGUCUUCCUCUACCAGAUCCUCCGAGGUUUGAAGUACCUGCACUCCGCUGGGAUCCUGCACAGAGACAUCAAACCCGGAAACCUGCUGGUCAACAGCAACUGCCUGCUCAAGAUUUGUGACUUCGGCCUGGCGCGCGUGGAGGAGCCCGACCCGUCACGUCACAUGACGCAGGAGGUGGUGACUCAGUACUACAGGGCGCCGGAGGUGCUGAUGGGCUGCCGGCACUACAGCUCGGCCAUCGACGUGUGGUCGGUGGGCUGCAUCUUCGCCGAGCUGCUGGGCCGACGCAUCCUCUUCCAGGCUCAGAGUCCCAUUCAGCAGCUGGACCUGAUCACCGACCUGCUGGGAACGCCGCCUCUGUCGGCCCUGGCAGCGGCCUGCGAGGGCGCCCGGGCCCACAUCCUGAGGGGGCCGCACAAACCGCCGUCGCUGUCGGUGCUCUACAUGCUGUCUGACGGAGCGACCCACGAGGCCGUGCACCUCCUCUGCCGGAUGCUGGUCUUUGAUCCGGCGAAGAGGAUUUCGGGCAGCGACGCCCUCUCCCACCCUUACCUGGAUGAAGGGCGUCUGCGUUACCACACCUGCAUGUGUCAGUGCUGCUACUCCGUCCCCAGCGGGCGAGUUUACACCCGGGACUUUGAGCCGGUCGCUGAGCGUCCGUUCAGCCACAGCUACGAGAACAGCCUGCUGUCAGUGUGGCAGGGAAAAGAGUUGAUCCAUCGCUUCAUCACGGAGCACCAGCAGGGCAAACGGGUGCCGCUGUGCAUCAAUCCUCAGAGUGCUGCCUUCAAGACCUUCAUCAGGUCCACUGCGUGGCACUCCUCUAAGGUGUCCAGGAAGGAGGAGAGAUGAACGGCGCUCCUCUGCAUCUCGAGGAACGACGGCAGUUUGAGAGGGGACUUCAUUGGCUGUGGCAUCUGAAAGCACUGAAGAGUUUGGGUCAUCUUUUCUUCUUUUUCCUUUUUGUUUUUUCCCCUUCACCUGGAGGAGACUGUCACACCCGCCCACACCAGGACCUCGUGAAAAACCUCAAAUAUUUCCUCCCCCGUGAUUCGACCCAAACUUCUGACGCUCUGCGUUUUUCGGUGCUGAACUU